GUCGCUGAGCAGCUCGCUCUCCAUGUGACUUCAGUUUCCGUCUGUUCCUUCCGCAAGUGCUAAAAUAAUCUGAUGCCCCAGAGAAAGGAGGCAGCCCAGCCCCGCGUUUGGCUGCUCUCGAGGAGGUCAGAGCCCCUGGAGAGGAUGCGCCCCACGGAGCCGCCUGGGCCUGCGGGAGCCGGCUGCGCUUGAGAUGGAGUUGCUGCCCCUUUGGCUCUGCCUGGGUUUUCACCUCCUGACAGUGGAAUGGAGGAACGGAAGUGGAACGGCCACAGCAGCUGCCCAAGGGGGAUGCAAGUUGGUGGGUGGAACCGCUGACUGCCGAGGGCAGAGCCUUUCCUCCGUGCCCAGCAGCCUCCCGCCCCACUCCCGGAUGCUUAUCCUGGAUGCCAACCCUCUCAAGACCCUGCGGAAUCAUUCCCUGCAGCCUUACCCUCUCCUGGAGGGCCUCAGCCUGCACAGCUGCCACCUGGAACGCAUCGGCCGCGGCGCCUUCCAGGAGCAAGGCCACCUGCGCAGCCUGGCCCUGGCUGACAACUGCCUCUCAAAGAACUACAAGGAGACGGCAGCUGCUCUCCACACCCUGCCAGGUCUGCAGAGACUGGACUUGUCCGGAAACUCCCUCACAGAGGACAUGGUGGCCCUCAUGCUCCAGAACCUCUCCUCACUCGAGUCUGUGUCCCUGUCAAGGAACAUUGUCAUGAGGCUGGAUGACUCUGUUUUUGAGGGCCUGGAGCACCUCAGGGAGCUGGAUUUGCAGAGGAACUACAUCUUUGAGAUUGAGGGUGGUGCUUUUGACGGCUUGACUGAGCUGAGACACCUCAACCUGGCCUAUAACAACCUCCCCUGCAUUGUGGACUUCGGCCUCACACAGCUGCGGUUUCUUAACAUCAGCUACAACAUCCUGGAGUGGUUCCUGGCGUCCGGGGCAGAGGCUGUCUUUGAGCUGGAGACACUGGACCUGUCUCACAAUCAGCUGCUGUUCUUCCCGCUCCUGCCCCAGUACAGCAAGCUGCAUACCCUCCUGCUGCGGGACAACAACAUGGGCUUCUACAGGGACCUGUACAAUGCCUCAUCCCCGCAGGAGAUGGUGGCCCAGUUCCUCCUUGUGGAUGGCAACGUGACCAACAUCACCACUGUCAACCUCUGGGAAGAGUUUUCCUCUAGCGACCUCUCAGAUCUCCGCUUCCUGGACAUGAGCCAGAACCAGUUCCAGUACCUGCCAGACGGCUUCCUGAAGAAAAUGCCGUCCCUUUCCCACCUGAACCUAAACCAGAACUGCCUGAUGACACUUCAUAUCCGGGAGCACGAGCCCCCAGGGGCGCUCACGGAGCUGGACCUGAGCCACAACCAGCUGUCGGAGCUGUACUUGGCUCCGGGCCUCACCGGCUGCCUGCAGAGCCUCCGCUUGUUCAACCUGAGCUCCAACCAGCUCCUGGGUGUCCCCUCCGGCCUCCUCGCCAAUGCCAGUAAUAUCACUACACUUGACAUGAGCCACAAUCAGAUCUCACUUUGUCCCCAGCCAGCUUCCUCAGAGGAAGUGGGCCCCCUCAGCUGUGUGGAUUUCAGGAAUAUGGCAUCUUUGAGGAGCCUCUCUCUGGAGGGCUGUGGGCUGGGGGCUUUACCAGACUGCCCGUUCCAGGGGACCUCCCUCACUCACUUAGAUCUGUCCAGCAACUGGGGCGUUCUGAACGGGAGCAUCGCCCCUCUCCAAGACAUUGCCCCCAUGUUGCAGGUCCUUUCUCUCAGGAGUGUGGGCCUCCGUUCCAGCUUUCUGGAGUUGGACUUCUCUGGGUUUGGGAAUCUGAGGGACCUGGAUCUGUCGGGAAAUUCCUUGACCAGCUUCCCGAGGUUCAAGGAUGGCCUGGCCCUGAAGACCCUGGAUCUCCGUAGAAACUCGCUCACAGCCCUUCCCCAGAGGGCCGUGUCUGAGCAGCUCUUGAGAGGUCUGCGGACCAUCUACCUCAGUCAGAAUCCAUAUGACUGCUGUGGGGUGGAGGGCUGGGGGGACCUGCAGCAUCUGCAGUCUGUGGCCGACUGGGCCUCGGUCACGUGCAACCUCUCCUCCAAGGUCAUCCGUGUGAUGGAGCUGCCUGGGGGUGUGCUGUGGGACUGUAAGUGGGAGCGGCUGGACAUGGGCCUGCUCUACCUCGUGCUGAUUCUCCCCAGCUGCCUCACCCUGCUGGUGGCCUGCACCGUCAUCUUCCUCACUUUCAAGAAGCCUCUGCUUCAGGUCAUCAAGAGCCGCUGCCACUGGUCCUCCAUAUACUGACCUGGCUGCAUGCCAAGGUUAGAAAUUUGGUCUGUGCACGUAUGAACACUUUCUUGGCUAGAUUUCGAGAUCUAUGCAGAGGCCAAGUCUGAUGAAUUGAGGUUUAAAUUAAAUUUGAAAUGUUUCCAUCCCUCAGCCACCCCAAGUUCUUCUUCCAUCAUUGUGAGUUCUCCUCAUCAUCCUGGUAAAAUAUUUAUUAAGUGACAGUCUAUGAAAAUAAAAGACAACAUAUCUCAUAAAUAUUUUUUAAAU
This is a messenger RNA of Propithecus coquereli (Coquerel's sifaka), 2524 nucleotides long. It is a transcript of the gene NRROS, whose product is annotated as negative regulator of reactive oxygen species. The transcript is spliced from 3 exons. Lineage: Eukaryota; Metazoa; Chordata; Mammalia; Primates; Indriidae. Gene Ontology annotation, molecular function: protein binding. Gene Ontology annotation, cellular component: extracellular matrix. The coding region runs from base 194 to 2272 and encodes 692 amino acids. The record is from RefSeq and is a predicted model, not a curated record.